AUGCGACAAUUUGGAUUAAGACAGGCCAUUCCACCUUCUAUUCCACGUGGCGAGGCAGAGCUUCGGAGACAGCGACAAAUUAAGCAUUCUGCAGGAAAAUCGCAUAAUUGGGAGGAAUUCCAUGUCAAUUACGUUCAAGAAUACAAUCGCGUUCAAGCAAGUGUGUUGUCAGAAGAAAUUCCCUUCGAUGUAGCUAGUUUCCCUGAUUACAUACAUUGGUUCCAACAAAAUGGUAUGUACACAGUAUUCUUCGAUUCUCAGUGCUUGGGCGGCCUAGAUAAACCUAUUCCAUAUCCUCGAGAUAGUAUCGAAUGGACUGGCUACAUGCCUAGUGGUCCGCCACUGGCUCGAAUUGGGUUACGUGAGUUAAAGAAUGCCGCAUGGGGGAUAAAAUGUGCUACUACUAGUAGAUGCAAGAAGAUAGGGAAAUCUGUAUUGAGGUCCUGUGUAGGAAAUUUGUUAGAUCUGAACUUGGAGCCUAGGCUGCAAAGCAUGCUCACUGAGGCUAGGUUACCACUGAAGAUUGAAGAUAUUCCAUCUGACGAUGAUGCUUCCUAUAUUGCUCAGCCACCAAGCCCCCCAAAAGAGAGCAAUUCUAAUGUGUUUAAUGAAUGGAUAUACUCUAGCAAAGGUUUUACAACAUACUUGAAGGCUGGUGAAGCAAUGAGCGAUGGAGAACCUACAACACAAGAUGUAGGUCAAGUGACCCAACAGACCAACUCUAAUGAGCUGGUUAGAACUAGUAGGCAUCAAUCUAGGAGUCCGUAGCAAGCAGUUGAUUAGAAUGGCCAUCCCCAAUAUGGAUUGUAAUAGUUUAAAAACUAAGUUUUCUCACUCCUUAUUUGAUAAGUUCAUGUGGCAACCUACCUUGUAUGAAUAUGGCAUCAUGUUGUCA
Messenger RNA from Triticum urartu, 895 nucleotides. NCBI's taxonomy places the organism in Eukaryota, Viridiplantae, Streptophyta, Magnoliopsida, Poales, Poaceae. The record is from RefSeq and is a predicted model, not a curated record.